This is a messenger RNA of Cololabis saira (Pacific saury), 1443 nucleotides long. Its product is annotated as prostaglandin D2 receptor 2. Gene Ontology annotation, biological process: inflammatory response; phospholipase C-activating G protein-coupled receptor signaling pathway; positive regulation of cytosolic calcium ion concentration. The transcript has a single exon. The record is from RefSeq and is a predicted model, not a curated record. Lineage: Eukaryota; Metazoa; Chordata; Actinopteri; Beloniformes; Belonidae. The coding region runs from base 8 to 1435 and encodes 475 amino acids. Gene Ontology annotation, cellular component: plasma membrane. Gene Ontology annotation, molecular function: complement receptor activity; G protein-coupled receptor activity.
GCCGAGGAUGAACAUGGCCUCUCAUUUGAACGUCUCAGAUGGGCCGCUCUACUGCCCGCUGCUUCAGCAGAUGAGGAACGACACGCUGAACAAAAGCACCUCAGCCAAUUUGAUGGUGGUCUGCAUCCACGGCCUGGUCUCCUGCUUUGGGAUUCUGGAAAACGCCCUGAUCAUCUGGGUGGUGGGAUUCCGCCUGCGCCAUCGCACCGUGGCGUCUGUCUGGGUUCUCAACCUGGCCCUGUCGGACUUCCUGGCCACCCUGACGCUCCCGCUCUUCACCGCCUACUUCUACUACUCCCAGAGCUGGACGUUGGGAAACCCUCUCUGCAAAGCUCAGGCGUCUAUGUACUUCUUCAACAUGUUUGUGUCGGCCUUCCUGCUGGCGGCCAUUUCCCUGGAUCGCCUGCUCCUGGUGGCCAAGCCGGUGUGGAGCCAGAACCACCGCUCGGUGGCGGGAGCGUGGAAGGUGUGCGCGUUGGGCUGGCUGUGGGCAGCGCUGAACACCAUGCCGUACUUCCUGUUUCGCUCCGUAACUGUGAGGAUGGAUGGAAGGAAGUUGUGCUAUCACAAUUUUGCCUUAUAUCUAUCCUCCAGUGCGACGAUGGAACGGGACUGCAAUGUGAGACAGGGUGUGACGGCCGUGUCCAAGUUUCUGCUGGCGUUCCUGAUCCCUCUGGCCGUAAUUGCCGGGAGCUACAUCACAAUAGACCUCAGCCUGAGAAACAGGAGGAAGAGGAGGAAACUGAGUACUAUCAAGCUAACGGAAACCCUGAUUAUGUCGAGAAGUGAUGGAGAAUCAGAAGCAAAAAAUCCCCCCAAGGCCACAAAAAUGAAUAAUUUCUGGACCAAGCCCUCAAAUUUUGCUGUCUCUUUUAAAUCCAAAGUCUCAUCCUUGUCUCCCGUGUCCCCUAGUGUGUCCCAUCAGAACCAGCUGUCCCAGAGUUUCAGAAAAAUGGUGACGUCUGUGAUAGCAGCAUUCACGGUGUGCUGGGCUCCUUAUCACAUCUUCUGCAUGAUAGAACUGACGUCCCACUACAACGAGGGGAACCGCAAACUGGUGGAGCGCUGGCUUCCUCUAGCCGCAACCAUCGCCUUCUUGAACCCCAUCCUGAACCCCAUCCUGUACGUCUUCAGCUGCCCACAUUUCUGCGUGAGGAUACGGCAGAGUGUGGGGGCCGUGUUCGACGGGCUGGUGGAGGAGGGAGUGGGGCUGAGCAUCGCUACGGGGAAGAACCUGAGAGCUGGCAUCAGGCGCAAGAGCAGCGGGGACGUGAGCGCCGGGAACCUGGGGUCACCCAAGGGUUUGUACUCGCAGAGCCAGAAUCCUGACGCCCAAACACACUUCCCAUCAACGCCUCUGCUCGCCAAAGGCCUUAAAGGCUUGACAAGACAAGAACUAGACAAUGAAGAGGAGCACAACUUGGACCAUAGUUGAUGCUCAUG